Dracunculus medinensis (Guinea worm) is the source of this 438-nucleotide messenger RNA. The record is from the annotation of a GenBank genome assembly. Lineage: Eukaryota; Metazoa; Nematoda; Chromadorea; Rhabditida; Dracunculidae.
AUGUUCAUCGAGUGGUUAAUAAUAAAUAUGUUGAUUCCACUGGCGUUUGGAGCAAUCGGAGGACUUGUCGGACGAACACAAAGUACUGCUGUUCAAGGCACAUUAACAUGUAAUGGCAGACCACUAAAAAAUGUACUCGUGAAACUCUAUGACAAUGAUCGAGGCAUUGGUUUUGAUGAUUUUAUGGGUGAAACAACAAGCGAUGAAAAAGGCUUUUUUUAUGUAAGCGGUAGUAAUGCUGAAAUAUCGGACAUUGAUCCCAAAUUUAAUAUUUACCAUGAUUGCAAUGAUUGGUAUUGGCCAUGCCAGCGUAAAAUCAGUAUAAUGAUUCCGGACGACUAUAUUACUGUCGGGGAUGUUCCAAAAAAGACCUAUAACAGUGGAAUUAUUGAAUUGGCUGGAGAAUUUUCUGGAGAAACUCGAGAUUGCAUUCACUAA